Bombus pascuorum is the source of this 2185-nucleotide messenger RNA. RefSeq lists its product as uncharacterized. Bases 957 to 2048 code for a protein of 363 amino acids. The transcript has a single exon. The record is from RefSeq and is a predicted model, not a curated record. NCBI's taxonomy places the organism in Eukaryota, Metazoa, Arthropoda, Insecta, Hymenoptera, Apidae.
ACACGAGAAUGUAAAAUGUAAACAAAAUUCUAACAAUAUCCUAGCAAUAAUGCAAACUUUAUUAUUUCAAGUUAGUAAUGUACGUGGAUCCUAUUUUAAAAAUACGUAUGAAAACAAGUUUUCAAAUUAUAUUUUCAUGUUCGCUGAUUUCUUCGAAAAAGAAUGAUAUUUGAUGUACGCAGAAACGAACGAUAAAGUUCCAAAUCAGUAAUCCUGGGUAAUGAACGAUAUAAAACAGAUUCACCGUAUUUCCCCGUCGUAACGGGUGAUUCCCGAUCCGAAGCACAACGAAUUUGUUAAGAGACACGUACGCAUCUGCAUUGUUCAACGAUACGAGGAAUUGCAGACGAUUUGAGGAACUUUUCUGGUCGCGUUUAUCCAUCUAACAUACAGACGACUCAGACGUUUUAUUUUAUGUAAAAUAAUCUAUUUAUACGAUUGUCGUGUUUCCGAGAAUCAACAUAGACAAUUAUUAGGGCAUCUUAAGCUUAAAAUACUUAAAUAGUUUCAUGUCUAGAAAUCGUAAUUAGAUAAUAUAAUUGAAUAAUUUCUUAAUUAUCUUUAAACCUGUCUCCGAUUCAAAGAUUCAUUCUCGAGAUAUUCUAUAAAUUCUAAAAUUAUUCGGACCUAAGAUUAGCUUCGUAUAACUAUAUAUGUAGAGCAUCGUGAUUAUCGAGCUAUCACGUUGUCAAGCAAACAACCAUCGUCGUUAACUCUCAGGUAGGAAGUAGCAUUCCUACAGUCAUUGGUUCAAGCUGGACACGGGAAGUGGUAGAUAUACACUUGGCAAAUCAGAUUUUCAAAAUCUAACAAAAAAUUCAAGAAACAUUUUAUUUAUAUUUUUCAAGUAAAUAAUUUAGUAGGACUUAUCUUCAGUCUAAAAACUUACGUUCCAUUUGUAUAUCUUUUAUGGAUUGAUUUAUCUGAAAAGAACGAGGAAAUGAAGAGCGAUAAAUAUGAAUACUCAGAAGUGUUGCGCUCACUGUUCGGGAAAAUUAAUCAAUUGGGAAAACGAGUCCCACACAUGUUGCCAGCCACGAUACGUUUCGGGAAAUUUAAGAAUAUCUUCAUUGAACAAGAAUGUGUCAAACGCUUCCAGAAAAAGAUGCGUUAAGGAAGAUAUUCCAGAACCACUGCCAGAGAACCGAUUAGCCUGUUACGAUCAAUUUGCUAUAGCGAAGAAGCUUCAUGCAGAGAAUUUGGAACACCAACCCCUUCCUGAUAAAGUCAACGAUUCCGUUUUCAAAGAUGUAAAACCAGAAGAAUGCUGUAAUGGAAUUUCGUCGAAGAAAUGCUGUGAAUGUUGUAAGCAUGAAGUCGAAGAUCGUUUUAUGAGCUUGACUAAGCAUCAUGGACCAGUUUUAGGCUGCAAGGAGCCCAAGACGAAGAUGGAUCUAGCUAUUUGUUGGGAAACUCCAAUAAAUCCAGUUUAUGAACCAUCUAGAUCUACUCAUAUCGAUGGCUCAGAAGGUGGACUCGCGCCAGCUAUAUUUUCUCUUGUCCAACAUACUUCUAGACCCACCGCUCAUUCUAGAAUUUCGAGAAACGAGAAAGGUUGUACUUGCAGUCGAUAUCAUUGUAAAUUAGAGGGAGAUUCAGAUUGCUCAAAAGACGGAAAUAAAAAAGGGGAUUAUAAAAGUGUGAAAUGCUGCAGUGAUAGUCUUUGUAAUGGCUUGAAUGGAAUAAAAAUUUCAAAGCAGGUUCAAGUUGAUGAACGACCAACAGCAGGAUAUUUAAGGAAGUGUGUUGCCUGCAAAGACCAGACUAGAAAUACACGCGAAGAUCCUAGAUUGAUUAAAUCAGCCGUUGGAUUGGCAUUGGGUACUGAAAAGGCUGAAAACAAUCAACAAAAAUGCAGAAGCAAGACAGCGGUAUCAAAACUAAAAACGCCUUUUGUUAGAAAGUCUUCUUGCAUCGAUACUUUAGCUCCUCCAUUUAGUGUUGUUAAUGGAUGUAGAGACGCCGAUUUUCCAGAACAUUGGAGACUCAUGUCGGUUUAUCAACAGUCGUAUAGGAAUCCGUACAGACGAAGAAUUUAUCGUUGUUAAUUUAUAUAAGGUGAAUUAUGACGAAUUUUCUAUUUUAUUCUGUUAAAAAAAAAGAGAAUAUUUAUGUUACGUGAAGUAUUUAAAAACAUAUGUAAUAAAUUAAAAUGAAAAUUGAAAGUAAAAUUUAAACAUGUCAA